AUGUCGCUGAAUAUCUAUAUUGCUCAUUCCGGCGAGCAUUUGCUGGCGGAUCCGGUCGCUUCUGCUUCGCCGGAUUCUUUGAAAACAUGGAUCGUUCGAAAUACCUCGAUUCCGAUUGCCAGGCAGAUCUUGAUGACUGCCCGAGGGAAGAAUGUCAAGACCCAGACGCUCGCCACCGAGACCGAGAUCUUUGUCUAUGACCGGCAGUACGUGAGCGAACCCGCCGACUUCGAGCUCCCCGAGCUUCCUGCCCUGGAGCCAUUCCAACCACAAAGCCCUCCGGCCUCGUUGACGGACCAAAACGACCUACAAUCAUGGCGGAAUUUGUUCAUGACAAGGAGAACUUGGGCGCUGGAUCUAUCUACUCGCUGUGGAACGAUGGACAAGAAUGUCAAGGAGCAUAACGAGCGGACUGAUGUCAUCAACCGCGCCGUGGGUGUUGCCUUGGAGAACCUCAAAUCACACGUGGGAACCUUGGAGCAUCGCUUCCAGGAGGCACAGACAUGGGCCAAUAAUUUACUUGAGGAGCAGCAGGCUGCUCUCGACGGCUGGCAGCGUGCUCUCCAGUCGCUGGAGAAUAUCCCGGCUCGGAAGGACUUCCCCAUGCUCGGGCGCCCAUCCACCCCUAAGAAGGAUAAAGAUCAGCCUACAGGAACGUUGCGUGACUUUAUCGAUCUCAAUGAAGUUCAGCAAGCUGGCUCGGAUGCAGCAGUCGUAUCUCCACGCUUUGCGGGACAGGCUCGGGACCUUGAACAGGCCGUCAGUGAUAUCGCCUCGGAUACACAGGCUUUGGUGGAUGAGGUGGUUGUCGCAUCUGCGGAUGGCGAGGAUGGGUUGCUUGAGGAAGUGGAAACUCUUGCAAAGAAGAUCGGUUCCGAUUACGAACAUGUGCUCGGCUUGCCCAAUAAUCAGAAGAUGCUGGCCAACGUGUCUCGGCUUGCGCUGAACCAUACUCAGAAUCUUCUGCCGUCAUUGUUGGACCUCAGUGGCGAUCUCCAUCAUGCCUUGCAGCAAGCAGUUCGCCGACGCGCCGCUGCUGAGAAGACAGCCUUGCAACACAUGCGCACCAUCUCGUUCAUCGAGUCACGCCUUGCCGACGCUCAUGCGCAGCUUGUCAACUUUGGGAUUGACAGCAAUGCAUUUGAUAUUCUCUAUGCUGUGUUCCAGAUGCCAAUGAUUUACGGAUCGGUUCUCAUUGAGUCGGCUCGGCGGCGUGAAUGGAAUGAUAAAAUCAAGAGCGACUCGUUGACCCUGGCCGAAGAGAUGGCCGUUUUGAGAGAUGAAGAACAGCGCCGCCGGAAGAAGUGGGUCAAAACUAUGGGCGACUUCAUUUCCUUUGGAGACUCUACAACGCCAGGGAUAGAAAUCAACCUCCACGGGCAAGAUAACGACUGGCCCGAAGUCAAUCGAACCGAGAUUGAGACAUAUAUUGAAGACCUUCGAAAUAAGCACUCUUUGUCGAAUAUUGCAGAUGACCUGGCCCAGCAACUCAAGGACCUGGAUGCGCCAACUCGCCAGCAAAGGCGACGAGCAAAAGCGUUCAAGAACGGGAGUGUCUUCGACCUGAGUCGGAGUUCUAUGCUACUACGCGGCGACGACAUGGUUCGAAGUCUGCAAGAGGAGAAAGGGAAGUUGGAGGAGAGGCUCAGGGGAUCGGACAGUCGCAUUCGAAAGUUGGAAGAUCUUCUUCAUCGCCAGAGCCAUAUGAGUCGGCCCUCGAGCGGCAAUUUCGGACAUGAGUUCCCCCUCUCUCCCGCGUCGCCACACCCCGAUGCCCUCUCAAGGCGGUCUUCUGUCUCGUCGAGGCGUGUGUCGAUGACGCAGUCCCCCGAGGAUCGAGCUUUGGUCCAACGCAUCGUCUCCCUAGAAGCGGAGCUCAAUGUGGAGCGGGAGACAGUGCAACGACUUCAUAAAGAAGCCCACGCGGAGCGUCAGUCAAACUCUGACAAGUACCAAGAGGCCCAGUCCACAAAACAAGAUCUCAUUGGGAACCUCGAAGCCCGACAACGCGAGUUUGAAGACGAGCGAAGAUAUCUGGAGGCAGAGGUCAAAAAGUUUCGACUGCGCACCGAAGAAGUGGAGGAAGAGCUGGAUAGACUUGUUGACGGUCGGGAGCACGAGAAGCAAGAGGUUGAUGAGCGGAUUCUUCAACUCGAGACUGAUCUGCAAACUGCUCAUGAGAAAUCUGCUGAGGCAACUCGCACGAUUGGUGAUCUCAACGAGCGGGUGGAAUCUCUGCAACAGAACGAACAGAGUCUGCAAGCGAAGAUUGAAGAUUUCGAACGUCAGCAUGGUGAAUGGACUCAAAAGGAUCAAGACCAUUACAAUGCUCUACACUCGGCCUUUAUGAAUCUGUCUCCUGGGGGCUCGGUUCCUAUCGACGUUCCUGGUAUCAUCAAAGCUAUUGAGGUACUAUCUGAAGGCCUGUCGAUCCAUGUAAAGAGUGCAGAAGAUAGUGCCGCGAAGUUGACGACCGAGAACAAGGCUCUGGAGGAGAGAAUAUCUCAGCUGGAAUAUGAGCUCGAGGGACGGUUGAAGGUUGCCGAUGACCGUGAGGCCCAAAUCAAUCGAUUGACGGAAGAACUUAAGAAAGAAAAGUCGGACCUGCACGUUGUCAAGGCUGAGCUGGACCAGGAGCGCUCCAAACUGAAUACAUUGCAGUCACAAGUUUCAGCUGGCGAAAGUGGUUCUGACGCGUUGCGAGAGCAGAUUGCGGAAGAAGAACGAAAGCAGGCCGACUUGGCGCGGAAACUAGCCGAUGCGGAGUCUCUAGCCCGGGAUCUGAAAUCCAAGGAGGCAGACUGGGAGAGGAAGGUCGAAGAAGCCUCCAAGGCAGAACAACACGCUGUGGCUAGACUGGAUGCCCGAGGCACCAAGUCUCAUGACCUGUCCAAGCAACUAUAUGCACAGGUUGAGAAACUUGAGCGUAUGCUAGAGCAGCUCGGCUUCGCAAUUAUCCAACAGGACGGUCGCUUGAUCGUCCAGCGUGCAUCCAAGCUCAGCGCCUCAUCUAGUCUGGGCGAAAGCAUUGCUCAAUCGGGUAUCGUCACGGCGAGACCAGACUCGGGCCUUCUAGGCUGGAUGCAUGCAGACACCCCUGAAGACGAGGAGGCCAGAUUCCAAUCCUUCAUGGAUAGCCUAAACCACUUUGAUGUUGCCGUCUUCGGAGAUGUGGUGGUCAAGCGUGUUAAGGAUAUCGAGAUAUUGGCCCGCAAGUGGCAGAAAGAGGCCAAGGGCUACCGCGAAAAGUAUCACCGAGUUCAAAGCGAAGCACAUGAGAAGAUUGCAUAUCGAUCCUUUAAGGAAGGAGAUCUUGCUCUGUUCCUCCCUACGCGCAACCAAGCCAUCCGCUCCUGGGCCGCCUUCAAUGUCGGUGCACCACACUAUUUCCUACGCGAGCAGGACUCCCAUAAACUCCAAACACGGGAUUGGCUACUCGCCCGUAUCAGCAAGAUCGAAGAGCGCGUCGUUGACCUAUCCAAGUCUUUGAAUGGUGUCGCUCCAGACCGCCGCUCUCUUGGUGACGCUAGCGACGGCGCCUCCAUUGACGAAAAUCCCUUCGAGCUAUCCGACGGCCUACGUUGGUACCUUCUGGAUGCCACGGAAGAAAAGCCCGGUGCCCCUGCGACACCUGGCAUUGCUAAGAGCACCGUUGCAUCCGCCCACGUCGACGCCAAAGGGAGCAUUCGUCUCAAGCGACCCACAGAGGAAAGCACCGUCGCCCAAACCUUGUCCAGAAGCCUCGAGAGCCGUCGCAACAGCUCAAACUCGAAACGAGGCACACCUACUCCCUCGCAGAAGGCCAACGACUCCUCCUCUGAUCUAGUCCGCCCUGCCGAAGCGGAUGCCGGCUCGCAGCCUCGCGAGUCAGCCCCGAUCUUCGACGAGGUGCGCCGUGACCUGCUCCUCGGCCCGUGA
Messenger RNA from Penicillium cataractarum, 3918 nucleotides. It is a transcript of the gene atg11, whose product is annotated as autophagy protein ATG11. Gene Ontology annotation, molecular function: protein kinase binding; molecular adaptor activity. Gene Ontology annotation, biological process: autophagy of mitochondrion; reticulophagy; positive regulation of protein phosphorylation. The record is from RefSeq and is a predicted model, not a curated record. NCBI's taxonomy places the organism in Eukaryota, Fungi, Ascomycota, Eurotiomycetes, Eurotiales, Aspergillaceae. The transcript has 3 exons. The coding region runs from base 1 to 3918 and encodes 1305 amino acids. Gene Ontology annotation, cellular component: phagophore assembly site membrane; extrinsic component of membrane; Atg1/ULK1 kinase complex.